Messenger RNA from Hemibagrus wyckioides, 1646 nucleotides. RefSeq names its product ubiquitin-conjugating enzyme E2D 2 (UBC4/5 homolog, yeast), like (gene ube2d2l). The transcript has 7 exons. The record is from RefSeq and is a predicted model, not a curated record. Gene Ontology annotation, biological process: protein polyubiquitination; ubiquitin-dependent protein catabolic process. The coding region runs from base 349 to 792 and encodes 147 amino acids. NCBI's taxonomy places the organism in Eukaryota, Metazoa, Chordata, Actinopteri, Siluriformes, Bagridae. Gene Ontology annotation, molecular function: ubiquitin conjugating enzyme activity. Gene Ontology annotation, cellular component: nucleus.
AAGAAGACAUUUUGUGGAAAGACAGCGUAGAGAGGAUACACACAUACACACGGCGCGGGGUUUUUUAGGAUUAAACAUAUUUUCCUGUUGUUUGGACGGUUUAAUACAUUUAAUGAAGAGUAGUAGGUUUUUUAAUUGAAGCUCUUAGGUUAAACAGAUUGAACGCUAGCAAGCUAGUUUUGUCAGUUUGGCGUUGGCAAUAACAUUCAUCGAUUAGCUUAGCUUUAGCACACUCGCCUCCGCAUUGCUGGGCUAGCAAGCACAAAGCUAAGCUAAGCUAAGCUAGCACAGGCACGGCAUUUAGCUAACCGGCUAAAUCUCUUCUUUUUUCCCAACUACAGAGAUAGAAUGGCGUUGAAACGAAUUCACAAGGAGCUGACCGAUCUGGGUCGGGAUCCUCCAGCACAGUGUUCUGCAGGGCCGGUGGGUGAUGACUUGUUUCAUUGGCAAGCCACAAUUAUGGGACCUAACGACAGUCCAUACCAGGGUGGUGUGUUUUUCUUGACCAUUCAUUUCCCUACAGAUUACCCUUUCAAACCGCCUAAGGUUGCGUUCACCACAAGAAUUUAUCACCCAAAUAUUAACAGUAAUGGCAGCAUCUGUUUGGAUAUUCUAAGAUCACAGUGGUCACCAGCAUUAACUAUUUCUAAAGUUCUCUUGUCCAUCUGCUCUCUGUUAUGUGACCCGAACCCAGACGACCCGCUAGUGCCAGAGAUAGCGCGCAUAUAUAAAACAGACAACGAAAAGUACAACAGAAUAGCUCGGGAAUGGACCCAAAAGUACGCCAUGUGAUAACUGAACAAACAUCGCCCCAACAAAUCUGCAUUAUAGCUGGAACAACAUUCUCCAAAUGGCUCCUUCGAUUUUACCCCACCCCCCACCCCCCUUUCCCUUAAUGCUCUCCUUCCCUCUUUCAGCGAAUUUGGCACUUUUCCCCCUCUCUCAGAGCAAAUUAUUUUUCGUCCACAUGUUUCGUGCCCCUUUUGAAAUUCCCAUGUGCUGCAAACACGUCACUUUUUAUUCUCCAUUACAAAUAAAUAAAAAUAAAAAACAAAAAUAAUCCAGGCUGAACUCUGAAGCAUGUGUCAAGGACUCCAGCCCACAGAUUUAAAGAAAGCAAAUAAAGAGCGCUUUAUUAACUCACGCCACACAUUGGAGGUGCUAUUGAGAAGAAAAUAAAGACAUAAAUCCAUAAAAAAACAAACAAAAAAAAAAAAAACAAUACGGUCCUUCAUGAGCGGUCUGUUUGCGUCGGCCUUCGCGUUUUUUAUAAGCUUUUACGAUAGCGGUUCCAGUCUGUGAAAUACGAGUAUAUAAUUAGUCCAUGAACAGUUAAGAUGAAUAUGAAACCUACUUCCUGCAUGUUAACUGCGAUUCGGUGGUGCUGAAAAAAAAAAAAAGAAAAACGCCGCCGGUGUUAAUCACGCGCGUGUCCACCUGUACGAGGAGUCUGAGGACUUGAAUUUGUUACUUCUGUAUUUUUGAUUUUUUGUCGUUUUUAGACAGAGCUAUUAGUUCAUCUCUCUUCCAACUACACUGUUCGCUUGUUGCACUGAUUCAAAGCUCUCGAUGGACGACCGGUCAACUAAUAGCUCUACUAGCUGUCCAUUUUUGGUUUCUCAAUAAAGUUGGUCAAAUGUAUCGGA